Molecule: messenger RNA, 1020 nt
Organism: Lathyrus sativus (Indian pea)
Lineage: Eukaryota; Viridiplantae; Streptophyta; Magnoliopsida; Fabales; Fabaceae
Source: the annotation of a GenBank genome assembly
AUGAAGUCUUCUUCGGAUGAUGAACAUGACGAAGAAAACGGAAAGUUAUUGGAGAAGAGCAAAGAGAGAGGUUCAAGAAAUGCAAGGGUUGUUAAAGUACAUAAUGAAGCCUUAUUAUCUGGACUUGCUUAUUGUCUUUCCUCUUGUGGCAUGAUUUUAGUUAACAAAAUUAUACUUUCUACUUAUGAUUUUAACGCUGGAAUUUCUUUGAUGGUUUAUCAGAAUUUCAUUUCAGUGAUUAUUGUUUCUGUGUUGAGCCUUUUGGGUUUAAUUUCAACUGAACCACUCACAUGGAGAUUGAUUAUAGUCUGGUUUCCUGUCAAUGUUAUAUUUGUUGGAAUGCUAAUUACAAGCAUGUUUAGUUUAAAAUACAUUAAUGUAGCUAUGGUGACAGUCUUGAAGAAUGUUACUAAUGUCAUAACCGCCGUUGGUGAAAUGUACUUGUUCAAGAAGCAGCAUGAAGGCAGAGUCUGGGCCGCUCUAUUUCUAAUGAUCAUUUCUGCAAUAACUGGAGGGAUUACUGAUCUCUCUUUCAAUGCAACUGGCUAUAUGUGGCAGACAUUAAACUGUUUCUUAACUGCAUCAUAUUCUCUGACCCUAAGAAGGGUCAUGGAUACGGCAAAGCAAUAUACUAAAUCUGGAAAUUUAAAUGAGUUUUCAAUGGUCUUGUUGAACAACACUCUUUCUUUGCCUUUGGGAAUUUUUCUGAUUCUUGUUUUCAGUGAGGUGGAUUAUCUCUUAAGCACGCCUCUUCUGAGAUUGCCUAGCUUUUGGCUAGUGGUGACAUUCAGUGGAAUUUUGGGCCUAGCAAUUAGCUUCACAUCGAUGUGGUUUCUUCAUCAGACAGGGGCUACAACUUACAGUCUUGUAGGUUCGCUGAAUAAGAUACCACUUUCGAUUGCUGGCAUUUUUCUGUUUAAAGUUCCUACUAGUUUGGAAAACUCUGCAAGCAUUUUAUUUGGUCUUUUGGCAGGAGUACUUUUUGCGAGAGCCAAAAUCCGCGAGAGAUCUCAAUCUUGA